This is a messenger RNA of Parasteatoda tepidariorum (common house spider), 937 nucleotides long. Its product is annotated as myosin regulatory light chain 12A. The record is from RefSeq and is a predicted model, not a curated record. NCBI's taxonomy places the organism in Eukaryota, Metazoa, Arthropoda, Arachnida, Araneae, Theridiidae. Gene Ontology annotation, molecular function: calcium ion binding.
AGUUUACACGAAACGGAAGUUACAUUAAAAAAAAAACGUCCCAAUUAAUGAGGGAAUAUCUAUUUAAGGUUUCAAACGGUAGCUGCCAUUUCUACUUUAUGCAUUUGGAUUAAAUUUAAUUUAGUGUGUGCUCCUAUCUUUCUAGCUCUCUAUUAUGGGUGACGAAGAAAAAAAGGAAAAGAAGAAGAAGAGCAAAAAGAAGACUCAAGAUGCUGAUGCUACUCAAGAAGGAGAAAACGUAGUUCAAGAGGAAGAAGCACCACAAGAACCUCCUCCUCCAGAGAUUCAAGUUCCAGUUCCAGUACCAGAAAAAAAAGCAUCCACAAAAAGAAAAGCUCAAAGAUGUGGUUCGAAUAUUUUUGCGAUGUUUACGCAAAGGAAGGUGCAAGAAUUCAAAGAGGCAUUUCAACUUAUUGAUCAAGAUAAGGACGGAUUUAUUUCGAAACAUGAUUUGAAGCUUACCUUCGAACUAUUGGGCCGAGAAGUUGACGAUGAAGAUUUGACUUCAAUGCUUGCUGAAGCACCAGGACCUUUAAACUUUACAAUGUUUCUCACUAUCUUUGGCGAACGGAUAUCAGGUACCGAUGAAGAAGAUGUCAUUAUGUCAGCCUUUUCUAUUUUUGACGAAGGCGAUGGAAAAAUGAAAGAGGAAGUAUUAAAAAGCACAUUACGCAAGAGAGGAGACAAAUUUACGGAAGAAGAAGCCGACAUAUGUUUAAAAGAAGCUCCUGUAGAUAGAGAAGGAUACAUUAGUAUAAGAAGAUUUACAAGAGUUCUCACAAAAGGCGAUGAUGAUGAUGAUACUGAUGGUGGUUAAAAUCUGUUUAAUAAAAUCGAGAAGGCGCUAUACUGAGGAACACUAGAGCUGCCGGCUGUACUCAUACUCAUCAUUAGUUAUGAUUUUUUUUGUGAAAAAUAAAAAUGUUCCUCGCAUUGA